This is a messenger RNA of Moneuplotes crassus, 1074 nucleotides long. NCBI's taxonomy places the organism in Eukaryota, Ciliophora, Spirotrichea, Euplotida, Euplotidae. The record is from the annotation of a GenBank genome assembly.
CAAAAAUGGAUGAUAUGCUUCAGAAAAUGCAACACUACGAAAGCCAGCAUCAAAAAAAGAAGGAGAUGCGGAAUACCCUUCUGAAAGUCCCAAAAUCUAAAGGCUCUGGCGUGAAUAGAAGGAUGGUACAGAACUUGCUAAGCAAAGACAAUAAUGUCUCAAUCGCUGAUAAAUUGAAUAUGAUGAGAGCUUAUGAUGAUAUGCGUAAGAGCAACAAUAAUGAGCUUGAUCAAGCUAUUCAAAGCCUUACUAAUAAUGCCAAGCCAGCUGCUAGCAUGUUCAACAAUAAGCACUACAGAGGCAAACGUCAUAUUAUUAAAAUUAGUGAUAAAAAGAGAUACAAACCUCCUGUACCAAAAGGAGGGAGUUCUUCUGUAUUCAACAAAAUUACAAUCUUGAAAAAGAAAACACCAAAACAAUUUCUUCUUCCUAACGUUCAGGAUUUAAUUUCAAGAAAUUCGAAUACUUCCAGCUCAAGCAAGAAUUCCUUGAACCCAAGCAUUGCAAGUCUUCCCAAAACUGGUGAUUUCUCUGACGAAGUAUCCAAUGAGCUAAGAAGGUUGAAGAUGGGCUAUAAAUAAGCCAUCUGCGUUUGGGAAAUAUAAGACUAGUGAAAUACACUCAUUAGAUCCUUCACCAACAUCGAGUUCAAAAUGACAGUCAAGUCUCCCAGAUCCAGAUGAAAAGGGCAAGGCUAUUCCUUCGUGGCUAAGAAUCAAACAGAAGGGAUUCAAGGGUACUAGCCUUGAUAAAUCCUCAUGGAUUAGGGCAGAUAGUCUGUUUAAGGAAGCUAUUAAUGAUAAGCGCCAAAUGACACCUUAUAAGAAAAACAUUAGAAGACGAAUUAAGAGAGCGAUGAUCCAUCGAUCGACCAAUUCCUUGGAUGUUGGAAUAAAACCCAAAAAAUUGCCCUUUUGAAGGAAUCAUAAAACUCCUUCAAAGGAAAGAAUUCUAACACAGAAGGUGACAAUGAAAAGUAUGGAUGCCUCUCCAUCAAAAUCUCGGUUUCCAAGCAUCACCAGUUUACAAAAAUACAGCUAAUUAUUUACAAUUUCUAUAUCUUGAGCCAUCAAA